Messenger RNA from Nyctereutes procyonoides (raccoon dog), 4759 nucleotides. It is a transcript of the gene IRF4, whose product is annotated as interferon regulatory factor 4. Bases 64 to 1419 code for a protein of 451 amino acids. The transcript is spliced from 9 exons. Gene Ontology annotation, biological process: regulation of transcription by RNA polymerase II; immune system process. Gene Ontology annotation, cellular component: nucleus. The record is from RefSeq and is a predicted model, not a curated record. Gene Ontology annotation, molecular function: DNA-binding transcription factor activity, RNA polymerase II-specific; protein binding; RNA polymerase II cis-regulatory region sequence-specific DNA binding. Lineage: Eukaryota; Metazoa; Chordata; Mammalia; Carnivora; Canidae.
CUUGGGACCAGCGCGGCCUCAGCGCCGAGUCGGGGGCGAGGCGGCGGCGGAGCGCGGCGGGGCAUGAACCUGGAGGGCGGCGGCCGCGGCGGGGACUUCGGCAUGAGCGCCGUGAGCUGCGGCAACGGGAAGCUCCGCCAGUGGCUCAUCGACCAGAUCGACAGCGGCAAGUACCCGGGGCUCGUGUGGGAGAACGAGGACAAGAGCAUCUUCCGCAUCCCCUGGAAGCACGCGGGCAAGCAGGACUACAACCGCGAGGAGGACGCGGCGCUCUUCAAGGCUUGGGCACUAUUUAAAGGAAAGUUCCGAGAAGGCAUAGACAAGCCCGACCCUCCCACCUGGAAGACGCGCUUACGAUGCGCUUUGAACAAGAGCAAUGACUUUGAGGAGCUGGUGGAGAGGAGCCAGCUGGACAUCUCGGACCCCUACAAAGUGUACAGGAUUGUGCCCGAGGGCGCCAAAAAAGGAGCAAAGCAGCUCACCCUGGAGGACCCGCAGAUGACCAUGAGCCACCCCUACACCAUGACGGCUCCCUACACCUCGCUGCCAGCGCAGCAGGUUCAUAACUACAUGAUGCCUCCCCACGAGCGAGGCUGGAGGGAGUACAUCCCCGAUCAGCCCCACGCGGAGAUCCCGUAUCAGUGUCCGGUGACAUUUGGAUCCCGCGGCCACCACUGGCAGGGUCCGGCUUGUGAAAACGGUUGCCAGGUGACAGGAACCUUUUAUGCUUGUGCCCCGCCUGAGUCCCAGGCCCCAGGAAUCCCCAUAGAGCCAAGCAUAAGGUCUGCCGAAGCCUUGGCGCUCUCAGACUGCCGACUGCACAUCUGCUUGUACUACCGGGAGAUCCUGGUGAAAGAGCUGACCACAUCGAGCCCAGAAGGCUGUCGGAUCUCCCACGGGCACACUUAUGAUGCCAGUAACCUGGACCAGGUCCUGUUCCCCUACCCAGAGGACAAUGGCCAGAGGAAAAACAUCGAGAAACUUCUGAGCCACUUGGAGAGGGGUGUGGUCCUCUGGAUGGCCCCCGACGGGCUUUAUGCCAAAAGACUGUGCCAGAGCAGGAUCUACUGGGAUGGGCCCCUGGCACUGUGCAGUGACAGGCCCAACAAACUGGAGAGGGACCAGACCUGCAAGCUCUUUGACACACAGCAGUUUUUAGCAGAGCUGCAAGCUUUUGCUCACCAUGGCCGUCCCCUGCCAAGAUUCCAGGUAACUCUGUGCUUCGGGGAAGAGUUUCCAGAUCCUCAGAGGCAAAGGAAGCUCAUCACUGCUCACGUCGAACCUCUACUCGCCAGACAGCUGUACUAUUUUGCUCAGCAAAACAGUGGACACUUCCUGCGGGGCUACGACCUCCCCGAGCACAUCAGCAGCCCGGAGGAUUACCACCGGUCGAUGCGCCACUCCUCCAUUCAAGAGUGAGACCAGGCCUGACAAGGGGCGGCCUUUCACUGUAAAUAUCUGACUUUCCCAGGAACAGCUCACCGAACUCCCUCUUUUCCUUUUGAGAAACCUGGCGAUUGGGACUUCAGCCCUUGAGGAGAAUCUCGGCAAGAAUGAGCGUAAAAAAAAAAAAAAAAAAACAAAAAAACAAAAAACCCACCCCGGCUCCGUCUAAGGGAGCUCAUUCCUAAGGAAACGCGGUUUUCAGGGUCUCCCGCAGACUGCCGCCUCUGAGGAUCACUGUGAACCUUGACCAAAGGAUGUGUUUACAUUGACUUAAAUACUAUCUUUAAUUUGAUGUGGAUUAUCUGUUGCUUGAAAACUGAGAAAACUUGUGUUUCAGUGUUGACCACUAACUGGAGGGAUAGAAGCACACGAGUGUCGUACUAUUACUCAGGGAACUAAUGUCUAAAUUUGAGGUGACUCUGCCCACAAAAGGAACAUGUUGAUGCCCAUAGAAGAUGUCGCUCUUGUAGACAGUGCUUGCUGUUAGAGAAUCUUUGGCUGGGAUUGGACCACGGUGCCUCCAGCCUCGGGCUGGCUCAUUAACCCGCUGCGCCCGGGCCUGGGCCUGGCCCCGCGGCUUCCCUGCCUUGUCUCACCCCCCCCCCGCCCCCCGUUUGCUCUCUCUCUCCUCAGGCGCCCCUGAGAACCAAUUGGUAUUUUCUGGAACCAAAAAAGCAUUAGGGCUUCCUUGAUUAGUGUAUUUUAGUAAGGCCUACAGUCUGGUAAUGGGUACUUGAGAUAGUUUUUGUUUUUUUGUUUUGUUUUGUUUUUUUGUCUCUCUAUUCUCUAUACUCUAUUCUCUAUAGAAUAGAAAUCAUGGCUAAAGCUAUUUCUUAAAAAAGAAGAAAAGGAUAACAAUCCAAGUACUGAAGAUAUAUUUUUGAAACUCGGUGACAUUUCCCCCUCUUACCCUGUUUGUUUUGUUUGGCUAUCAGUUAGUUAUCCAUGACAACACUAAAGAGGAGGAGCCGAUGCUUUUCAAUUUGGUGAACUCUGUUAGGAAAGAUGAUGACAGGAUUUCACUGAUUGCAUAACUGCAGACUCAGUGGGCUGUUUUUGCUUAUUUUGUAUAUUAUGUGCUUCCUCAUGCCAAUAUGGUUUGACAGGGCUUUUACUGGGCUUUUUCCAAAUACAUCUUUUUAUAGAAUCACCAAGAUCUCUACUUGCUUAAGUGAACCUGGUCACUUCCUUGUUGCUUGUUUUGGAAAAGCACAGAUGUUUAGACUGAUGCUGGCAACUGGUGUUUUUAUUAUACUAUGAAAAACUGCUCUUACUUUCAGGCUCAGCAAAAGACUUAAUAAUUCUCAAAUAUAUGCCGCUCUUAUUCCAGCCUGUAUUUCCAAAUCAUUCAACAAGCUGUGCCCCUUACGUUAGACAGAUUAUUUAUGGCCUUUAUCCAAUUUGGUAAGCAAUGAAGCAAUUGGAGUGCCGUUUUUUUAACCUUUAAAAAGGAGGAUUUUUAAAAAGGAUUUUAUUUAUUUACUUAGAGAGGACGGGGAGAGGGGGACAGAGGGAGCGGGAGAAGCAGGCUACCCGCUGAGCAGGGAGCCUGACGUGGGGCUCGAUCCCAGGACCCCGGGGUCACGACCUGAGCCGAAGGCAGACGCUCAACCGACUGAGCCACCCGGGCGGCCCAAGGACUUUUUAAUGGUAACAUGAUACAUAUUAACUACAGGAAAUGUAAACAGUAUAUACAGGCCAAAAAAAAAAAAAAAAAAGAAGUGCAUCGUCUUCCUUAUCGCCAGCCCAAAUUCCUCCCUUGAAAUAUCUGCAAGAAGAGUUUCACUUAUUCUUCCAAUACGCUUCACUUCUCUGUAGGUUUACAUCAACUCAGAAAAAAACCAAAACGAACCACCUCCUAGGAUCAUCUUGCAGCCACUUUAAUGCAGCUGCUCUUUCAACCUAAGGAUGCAUUUACCUCACCCUUUCAGGAGGCCUUGUCCUCGCAGAACCCCACCCGUGCAGGCCAAGCGAGGAAUUUCACCAGCCGCUAGGAGUGAAUAUGCGUGGACAGCGGAUUAUAUUUUGUGAAUUGCAGUAAUUUAUACAUCUUAUAGAUGCAAAGUGUUUUAGGGUAUAUUAUCCUAAGGGGAAAUUGAAGGCAAAAUUAGGAAUCGCUGUGACACAGGCCCCAGUGUAUGCGGCCCCUCCUCCCUGGAGAAUAUUUAACCCACGCCAGCGCUUCAGAGAAGUUCCCUGGUGUCAAUCCCAGGAGUGCUGUGUCUUCUGAAUUCUCCAAACAGAAGCUUAUUUCUAUUCUGUUGUGCAUUCUUUUCUCUUUUCUUUUUUCUUUUUUUUGAUAUUAAGCUACUUUAACACUGGAGUUACAUUUCCUGGAAAAUGCUCUUGGCUUGGGCUGCUGUCCCUUUUCUCAUCCUUACUUCCAUCUACUUUUUUUUUUUUUUAAUUUGGAGGAAUCCAGAGUGUGUGCUAAGGAAUGAAUCAUGAAGAAAUCAGGGUGAAGAACCUGGCAUGGGCUCCUGCCUGAGAGGCUGGGCAACAGGUGGGCACGCACCGAAAGAAGCCUUUCUCCUGUGUCGGCUGCACCACUGAACAUUGGUUGUUGCAGUUGGUUUUUUUUUUUUUUUUUUGGUAGCAAAUAUUUUUUUAGUUCAAAGCCCCCUUAAUUCUUCUUUGAUCACAUUUCUCCAAUUUCCCCACAGGUGAAUGUUUUUCUGGAAGCAAUGAGCUUCCUUGAGGUCUAUAUUUUUAGUCUGUAUCUCCCGAGUUUGUGGUCGCCUGGCAUCUAUUUAAAUGUUGCAUUAGGGCUGUCUUGCUGUAGGUGUCGUCCUGCAAUGGACUUUCCUCGCUGUUCCAUCGCUGAGGUCUCCCCACAUCCAUGAAGGUGGGUCUCACCCGGCUCUCGUCAGCUGGGGUCAGAUGGCUUUUCACAUGAGUGUGGUGAGGGUCGAUUUUCCCGGUAUUUGUUUCCACUGCUCUUAGGAAAGCAUGCAUGCCGAGUGUUGUCGAAGUGAAGGAGAGAGAGAGGAUGUGGACAAGAGCAAGAGUCCAGCGGACAGUCGUCCUCCAGUGUGGACUCCCAUUGUGCCUUAGUGUCCGAGGUGGGAAGAACUGGUGGGUGUUGGGCCCGCCACCCGCCCCUCCUCCCCCGCUGUAUCAGUGGCCCGGACGAGCUGCUCUGGUGGGUCCCCCCGGGGUUACGCUGGUUCCCUCCUGGGGCCCGGCCUCUUGGCCUCCCGGGCAAGGGUGUCUAGAGAAGAAGCAAAUCGCUCUGCAGAAGAUGAUUGUACAUAACAAUGUCGUGCAUCUUGGUGUAGACUGCUUUUCAAAACAGUUCGCCGUUUGUGAUAAU